Messenger RNA from Symbiodinium sp. CCMP2456, 810 nucleotides. Lineage: Eukaryota; Dinophyceae; Suessiales; Symbiodiniaceae. The record is from the annotation of a GenBank genome assembly.
AUGCGUGAGCUCAACGUCAACGGUGAUGGGUUUCAAUCCUCUUCGAGAACGCGGUGGGUAGCUACAACGAACUACGAUCUACAAGACUUAAAGGGGGAACAUCAGUCCGAGGAGGGGAAGAGCGACGUAGUGAACAAGGCCGGUGAAGACCCAGGAGCUCGAGGAGAUCGUUCCAAGGCAGCUAAGAUGAAGUAUCUUCUGGUUGCAAAGUUCACCUUGCCGAAGUCCUAUGUCACAGGUGAGUUUGUACCUCGGAUGAUAGCGGCGUUUGGUGCAAAGGUCUUGGUGAAGAAGAGGAGGUAUGCGGCUUCAGGAGCUUUGAUCCGAUUGGAAUUUGAUGAACGAUGGGCCGAAGGAGUGUAUUUGGGUCUUUCUGAUCAGCUUGCGGACGGACAUUUGGUCUACGUCGACGGAAUCUUCACUCACACAAAGAAUGUGAGGGACAAGGCCAAGUUGGUGGACGCAGAAGUGGAAGUACCUGAUGAUCACGGAAGGGAACAAGGUGACGAGCUCGAGCCGCGGGCUAAAAGAAGGAUCGUCGGAAAAUCGGCGCCACGAGUUGCAGUGAUGGAGCGCAGUUCGGAGUUUGGGAUAUAUGAAGACGAUCUUCCCAGCGACGAAGAGGAGCUCUGCGAUGAUGAGGACCUGGGUGAUGGCACGCAGGAAGUGAUGAGUGAGGAGUGUCCAGUUCCUCGGGUAGCUGUUUUGGGUUCCAAUAGAGGCGAAACACAAGAUGGUCAUGGAGACUCGAUGGACCCGGAGGACUAUGCCAGGGAGAUCAUCUACAACGAAGACAAUGUCGAUGAAGGA